Molecule: messenger RNA, 1875 nt
Organism: Indicator indicator
Lineage: Eukaryota; Metazoa; Chordata; Aves; Piciformes; Indicatoridae
Gene: PAPSS1
Product: 3'-phosphoadenosine 5'-phosphosulfate synthase 1
Exons: 12
Coding region: 1-1875 (624 amino acids)
Biological process (GO): 3'-phosphoadenosine 5'-phosphosulfate biosynthetic process; sulfate assimilation
Molecular function (GO): sulfate adenylyltransferase (ATP) activity; adenylylsulfate kinase activity; ATP binding
Source: RefSeq, a predicted model, not a curated record
AUGGAGCUGCCCGAAAGCCAGUGCAAGAAAGUCAAGCUGAGCAACAGAGUGCCGAGCUGGGGCAUGCAGAGAGCAACCAAUGUUACCUAUCAAGCUCAUCAUGUCAGCAGGAAUAAGAGGGGCCAGGUGGUAGGAACAAGAAGUGGUUUUCGUGGAUGCACAGUCUGGUUAACAGGUCUGUCUGGUGCUGGGAAGACUACAGUGAGCAUGGCACUGGAGGAGUAUUUAGUAUGCCAUGGCAUUCCAUGCUACACAUUGGAUGGUGACAAUAUUCGCCAAGGCCUUAAUAAGAAUCUGGGUUUCACACCAGAAGAUAGAGAAGAAAAUGUCCGUCGUAUUGCUGAAGUUGCUAAACUGUUUGCAGAUGCUGGUUUGGUGUGCAUUACUAGUUUCAUUUCUCCUUAUACUCAGGAUCGUAAUAAUGCCAGACAAAUUCACGAAGGGGCAAGUUUGCCUUUUUUUGAAGUUUUUGUGGAUGCUCCAUUGCACGUCUGCGAACAGAGAGAUGUUAAAGGACUCUAUAAGAAGGCCAGGGCUGGAGAAAUUAAAGGUUUUACUGGGAUUGACUCUGAGUAUGAAAAACCAGAAGCCCCAGAACUUGUGCUGAAAACUGAUGCCUGUGAUGUUAAUGAUUGUAUACAACAAGUUGUGGAACUUCUUCAAGAAAGGGACAUUGUACCCGUGGAUGCCUCUUACGAGGUGAAAGAGCUUUUUGUGCCCGAAAACAAGCUACAGUUGGCCAAAUCUGAUGCUGAGUCUCUGUUAACUUUGGAAAUAAAUAAGGUCGAUAUGCAGUGGGUGCAAGUGCUAGCAGAAGGUUGGGCAACACCCCUGAACGGCUUUAUGAGAGAGAGGGAAUACCUGCAGUGCCUUCACUUUGACUGCCUCCUUGAUGGGGGAGUUAUUAAUCUGUCAGUGCCUAUAGUGCUAACAGCUACUCAAGAAGACAAAGACAGGCUGGAUGGAUGUACAGCAAUCGCACUGGUGUAUGAAGGGCGCCGUGUGGCCAUUCUCCGUAAUCCUGAAUUCUAUGAACACAGGAAAGAAGAGCGUUGUGCUAGGCAGUGGGGAACGACAUGCAAGGAACAUCCCUAUAUCAAGAUGGUUAUGGAGCAAGGGAACUGGCUUGUAGGUGGAGAUCUACAAGUCCUUGAUCGUAUUUAUUGGAAUGAUGGACUUGAUCAAUACCGUCUCACUCCAACUGAGUUAAGGCAGAAAUUCAAGGAUAUGAAUGCUGAUGCCGUCUUUGCAUUCCAGCUACGCAACCCGGUGCAUAAUGGGCAUGCUCUUUUAAUGCAGGAUACUCAUAAGCAGCUUUUGGAACGUGGCUACAGGCGCCCAGUUUUACUCUUGCACCCACUCGGAGGCUGGACAAAGGAGGAUGAUGUUCCUCUCAUGUGGCGCAUGAAGCAGCAUGCUGCAGUACUGGAAGAGGGAGUCUUGAAUCCUGAAACAACAGUGGUGGCUAUAUUCCCUUCCCCCAUGAUGUAUGCUGGACCAACUGAGGUUCAGUGGCACUGCAGAUCACGGAUGGUUGCAGGAGCUAACUUCUACAUUGUAGGGCGAGAUCCAGCAGGGAUGCCACACCCUGACACGGGGAAAGAUCUGUAUGAACCCACUCAUGGUGCCAAAGUGUUGACAAUGGCUCCAGGCCUCCGGGCACUGGAAAUUGUACCCUUCAGAGUUGCAGCUUAUAAUAAGAAAAAGAAGUGCAUGGAUUAUUAUAACUCUGAUCACCAUGACGACUUUGAUUUUAUAUCGGGGACCCGCAUGCGCAAGCUGGCUCGAGAAGGACAAAACCCACCAGAAGGCUUCAUGGCUCCUAAGGCUUGGACUGUGCUAACAGAAUACUACAAAUCCUUGGAGAAGGCUUAG